AAGAAACACAGGAACAGACACUCGGAGACCUGGCCCCACACUCCUUGCUCCAAGGGGCAGUCAGGACAGGCUGAAAAUAGAAACCGCUUCCAAAAAGAUAAAGGGGAUGACUCCAGCAGAGCACCCCACUCCUUUGAAGAGCUCAAAGGAAGAUGUCAGACCAGUCUCUUCCUAUAGCAACACCCCCUACCCAGAAGCCCCCUCGGAUCAUCCGCCCCCGUCCCCCUUCUCGAACCCGUGCGACCCAGUCCCCAGGACCCCCCCACAAUGGCUCCUCUCCACAAGAACCUCCCAUCGCCUCCAAUGAUGCACCAACCCCAAUGUGCACCCCCCUCUUCUGGGAGCCCCCAGCCUCUUCCCUCAAGCCCCCUGCCCUUCUGCCCCCUUCAGCUUCUAAAGCUAGCCUCGACUCCCAGACUUCCCCGGACUCGCCUUCCAGCACCCCCAGUCCAGUGUCCAGGCGCUCCAUCUCCCCAGAACCUGUUCCCAGGUCUCCAGUCCCUCCCCCUAAACCCUCUGGGUCACCCCGCACACCUCUGCCCCUGCCUCACACAGCCCCCCGUGUCCCUGUCCAGGAUGGCUCUGCCUCUGCUCUAGGCACUGUGCGGAGACUGGCUGGCAGGUUUGAAUGGGGAGCUGAAGGCAGGGUUCAGGCUGCAGACGUCCUGGACCCAGCUCCCCAAGGGGGAGUGGAUGUGAACGGGGAGGGAGAGACGACCCAGGGCGUCCUCACAGGAAGAGGAUCUCAGGAGAACGGCACUCUAGAAGCUGCCCUGGCCUGCCCUUCCUGCUGCCCCUGUGUCUGCCAUGUUGCCCGACCUGGCCUGGAGCUCCGAUGGGUCCCUGUGGGGGGUUUUGAGGAUGGUCCCAGGGCUCCCUGCCGAGCCUCCCCACUGCGAACCUCCCGCUCCCGCCCCAGCCCUCCCAGCAUCAGUCACCCCCCAGUGGUCCUCACAUCCUACCGCUCCACUGCUGAGCGCAAACUCCUGCCACCUCUCAAACCCCCAAAACCAAGUCGGGUCAGGCAAGACGCCACCAUCUCCGGGGAUCCCCCACAGUCAGAUCUCGAUAUGCCUUCCGAAGAUGGAAUCCAAACAGGAGACAGUCCGGAUGAAGCUCCUCAGAAUACUCCUGCAGCAACCAUAGAGGGCAGGGAUGGGGAAGGGCUAGAAGAGCUGAAAGAGCAGAACUGGGAGCUACCCCUGCAGGACGAACCCCUGUACCAGACCUACCGAGCAGCCGUGCUGUCAGAGGAGCUGUGGGGGGUCAGUGAGGAUGGGGGUCCCUCCCCAACAAAUCCUGGAGAAGGUCCCACCUUCACCCGGCCCCCUGGACCUCGCAACACUCUGUGGCAGGAACUUCCAGUUGUGAGAGCCAGUGGCCUCCUGGACACACUCAGCCCCCAAGAGAGGCGCAUGCAGGAGAGCCUGUUUGAGGUGGUGACAUCUGAGGCCUCCUACCUGCGCUCCCUGCGGCUGCUGACUGACACCUUUGUGCUGAGCCAGGCUCUCCGGGACACACUCACCCCCCGGGAUCACCACACCCUAUUCUCCAAUGUGCAGAGAGUUCAAGAAGUCAGUGAGCGGUUUCUAGGGACAUUACUGUCCCGUGUGCGCUCUUCCCCUCACAUCAGUGACCUGUGUGACGUGGUGCAUGCCCACGCCGUGGGGCCUUUCUCGGUGUAUAUAGAUUACGUGAGGAAUCAGCAGUACCAGGAGGAGACCUACAGCCGCCUCAUGGACACAAAUGUGCGCUUCUCCACCGAGCUGCGUAGGCUGCAGAGCCUCCCCAAGUGCGAGCGGCUCCCGCUGCCUUCCUUCCUACUGCUGCCCUUUCAGCGAAUCACGCGGCUCCGCAUGCUGCUGCAGAAUAUCCUGCACCAGACAGAGGAGGGGUCCAGCCGCCAUGAGAAUGCCCAGAAGGCCCUGGGUGCUAUCAGCAAGAUCAUUGAGCGUUGCAGUGCUGAGGUGGGGCGGAUGAAGCAGACUGAGGAGCUGAUCCGGCUCACCCAGAGGCUGCGCUUCCACAAAGUCAAGGCCCUGCCUCUGGUCUCCUGGUCUCGACGCCUGGAGUUACAGGGGGAGCUGACGGAGUUAGGGUGCCGGAGGGGGGGCGUGCUCUUCACUUCGCGCCCCCGCUUCACUCCCCUCUGCCUGCUGCUCUUUAGUGACCUGCUGCUCAUCACUCAGCCUAAGAGUGGGCAGCGGCUACAGGUUCUGGACUAUGCCCAUCGCUCCCUGGUCCAGGCCCAGCAGGUUCCAGACCCAUCAGGGCCCCCGACGUUCCGCCUCUCCCUUCUCAGCAACCACCAGGGCCGCCCUACCCACCGGCUACUCCAAGCUUCGUCGCUAUCAGACAUGCAGCGCUGGCUGGGAGCCUUCCCCACGCCGGGCCCCCUUCCCUGCUCCCCGGACACCAUCUAUGAGGACUGUGACUGUUCCCAGGAUCUGUGUUCAGAGCCUUCUGCACCAGCCAAGACUGAGGGACGGGGUCUGGAGUCCAGGGCUCCCCCCAAGCACCUGCACAAAAGCCCUGAAGGCUGGCUGAAAGGGCUUCCUGGGGCCUUCCCUGCCCAGCUGGUGUGUGAAGUCACAGGGGAACAUGAAAGGAGAAAGCACCUUCGUCAGCACCAGAAGCUCCUUGAGGCUGUUGGGCCCUCUUCAAGCACCCCUAGCACCCCCCAAACCUAAUGCAGGCUGGGGAGGGGGCACAGGUUGGGACAGCUGGCAGUGUGCCAUGGAGAGGACAAAGCCCAUCUAUCCAUUGGAUUCGCUCUCUGUGGAAACACUACCUCUAGUGGCAACUAACAAAGACCAAGCUUCAGGACAAGGCAGCCAAGGACAACAGAGCUGUCUGAACUCAGGCAGUGAAGGAGAAUGAGGAUGGCUUGAGUGAGUGCCCAGUGGAGACAGAGGCUUGGUGCAGAGACACCUAAUGGGUGCUGAGCUGGCUGAGCCUCUGGCCAAUGAGGAUCCCUGCUAUGCUCACAGCCUAGGAAGAUGAAGCUAGGUUGAUGCAGUUAAAAAGGCCUGCGUUGGAGAUAACGCCUUAGGAUUAAAAUAGCCAACAGCGAUGAGCAGAGACCCACCCAUCCAAAGAAGAUGGUGAUCUGGACCCAAGAGACCAGUAGUGACCCUGCUUGGCUCUACAGCCACGACCCGUCCUGCCCUUUGAGUCUAGAAAGUAUUAGAUUCCAUUCUCAUGUGCCUCCUGUGUCCUUUCAAGUCACUUCUUCUCUUCCAGAAGAAUUCAGAGUGUGUUUAUCAGAGAAUCUGUGUGUGUGUGUGUGUGUGUGUGUGCAUGUGUGAAUAUGUAUAUGUAUGUUUCUGGUGAAUGUGGUAUGUGUGUGUGAUCUUGCCCUCCUCCCAGAUGACUGAGUCCUCCAUUUCUUUCUUCACCACCCAUUUUAACUAUUAUUCUCUCUGAGAAAAACACUCGGUCUGAGUGCCAGAGGAAUAUGUGCUGGGUGUGGCUUUGCAGCCAGAGGCCAGAGCUGGGUUCUGGGGUCUCUUGGAGGCCAGGGUUCCAUGACAGUUGGAGGGCGAUAUUAUGAAGCAGCCAAGCAGCCUGGUAGAGGAGUCUGAGGGACUGAAGAUGGCCAGUAGCUUGCGCCGAGGCCCCCUGAAGCCCACAGGCCUUUCUUGCCGCAAAGCUUGGCCUCCAAAAUCUCUGCCUGCAAAUCCCCAACUGUACAAUAAUCAGUUACCCCGUCUCAGCCUUGGGCCUCAGACCAGCUCUGGACCCCAGGUUUGGGGGAAGAAACAGGAGCUGUGGAUCGUGGGUUGGCUGGUGAGCCUCCUGGCCUUUCUUGCCUUCAUCCUGGUCUUCUCACAGAAACACUGGACCAAGCAGUGGGCAGAGAACAGAGAGUACUCUUGCUGCCCAACCUCAUCCAGAGUGUCUGCUUCCAGAUGAGAAAUUGCCCUUGUACAAUGCCAGAGGGAGUUGAAGGCUGGAGACAGAGCGGAGCAGACAGUUGCUGGCGAGUGGAGCCCAGGCCUGGCACAAGGCUUUCCCUGAGCAGCAUCCUCACAACUUCCCUUCAGCUCAUGCAUAACAACUUGCCCAGGACAGAAACUCCCAUGCCAACCACAGGAGGUGCAGGGACUCUGGGAGACUCAGAGGGAGAAAGGCACUGGUGUAUGGCAUGUCCAUGACUUUGGAGAUUCACCUAGCACAUAUCUGGCUUAUGAGAAACCCUCAGUAAAUGUUGGUGGAGUUGUAUUGAGGCUUUUCAGGGGACUGAAUGCUUAAAGAAGCUGUGGUUUCCAAAUGUGGCUUCAUAAGGGGGGUGGGACUGGUUGGAAAGGGAGUCUUUAAAAGCAGAGGCCAGUUCUGCUGGGAACUGGGCUUGGUGACUAGGAACAAAGCCCCAGCGUGUCAGCCAACUCAUAACUACUGAGGGACCUAAGGCAGCAGUGGUGGCGGAUUUGUAGAAGCUGGGGCAGAGGGCUCCUGCAGGUUGGGGAAGAAGACAGGGCAGGGCCAGGUAUGGCUGGGGCUCCAGCAGCGCAGGAAGAUGCAGCAAGCAGGACAAAAAGGGCUAUCAGUCAGCAAUAAAAGUCCUUUCCUGACCAGUCAAGCAUCUCU
This is a messenger RNA of Rhinolophus ferrumequinum (greater horseshoe bat), 4590 nucleotides long. RefSeq names its product Rho guanine nucleotide exchange factor 15 (gene ARHGEF15). The coding region runs from base 153 to 2690 and encodes 845 amino acids. Gene Ontology annotation, molecular function: guanyl-nucleotide exchange factor activity. NCBI's taxonomy places the organism in Eukaryota, Metazoa, Chordata, Mammalia, Chiroptera, Rhinolophidae. The transcript is spliced from 16 exons. Gene Ontology annotation, biological process: activation of GTPase activity. The record is from RefSeq and is a predicted model, not a curated record.